AUGUCGGCUGCCGUCAAAGCUGCCCUCGCCGCCCGGCGGGCUGCCAACCGCUCCCGCUCCACCUCGCCCUCGAAACCGGCUCAGUCGAGUGAUCAAGAGCCAAACCACCUCGGCUCACCCGCCAACCAACUAGACUCGGCCUUCAUCAGCCCCUUUGGCUCCCCCAAGCCCCGCGGCAGGGCCCUCGGAACGAGCACCGCAAACAGCGGCGCCGACGCCGCUUCCGCCGACGCCGGCGACGUGAUCCAGAAGCCCAUCGAAGACAUUGUCCGCAGCAGCGUCGACAACGGUCGAGCCAACCUCGCAUCGCGCUCGCCCGCCCUCACAGAGGUGCCCCAUCUCCUCCUCACCCUCCUCUCCGACGAACCGCCGACGUGGUUCCAGCAGAUCCCCGACGACGAGCGUGGGCCCUGGUACGCUCGCGAGGAGCUCCGCACGCUCCAGCUCGCCAACAACGACAUCCAGCACGUCAGCCCCAGAAUCUCCGAGUUCCCUCUGCUCAGCAGGCUCGAACUGCAGAACAACCGCAUCGCCUCGAUCCCAGACUCGUUCUUCCACCUCACCGCCCUGACCACCGUCAGCCUCGCCAACAACGGCCUCACCGCCGUCCCCACCUGCCUGCUGGCCAUCGACACCCUCGUCACUCUCAACCUCGCCCGCAACAAGAUCAGCAAGCUCUGGGAUGACGCCUCCGUCCUGCACGCUCGAGGCGAGCGCGAGCAGUGGGAUCGUGACCAGGCUCGGGCCGACGACAGCGUGUGGUCCGGUCUCUCGGGUGGAAACAAGGGAAAAGCGGUCAAGCCGCUGGCAGGAGCCAGGGAGGCGCCCAUGCAUGGCCUCAAGUCCCUCGACCUGAGCAAAAACAAGCUCGACAAUGCCGCGCUCGGGAUCCCGGACCUCUCGCGCAGAAAGCAUGCCGCCGCCUCUGCUGGCGGUGCUGCGUCGUCACCGGUGCGACUGCCGCCAUCGCUUAAGAAGCUCGAUCUAGGCCAUAACGCCCUCCGCGGUCCGAUCUCGAUAUUGGCCUUCGCAGGCCUGUCGCAGCUCGAAGACCUGAGCCUGCGAGGCAGCGGCAUCGGCGACGACGUCUUCCUGGCGCAGAAUGACGAGAGCGCUGCUGCCACGCAGGCUUUCACGGCGUUGACGACCCUGGAUCUCGGUGGAUGCGAGCUCGACGAUCUGAACAGGCUGGAGGAGCUGUUCAGCUCCAAGCCAACCAAGCCAGCCGAGUCCGCUCUGAUCGCCGAUACCGUGGUCCAGCCUGGUGACCGGGAGGCAGAAGAAGACCUCCGCGUUGCCAGCACGGGCGUUGCAGCCCACCAGCUCGUUCGGGUCGCGAACCGGCAAUCACCGUCCGACCUAGACAGGAUGGUGAAAAACAACGAUGGCGCCGUCCUCUGCCUCUUGCUCGAUGGCAACCCGCUGCGUGAGGAGGCGCUCAAGCAGAAGAGAGGCAUCCGAGCCUCUGCCUCGCCCGUCAAGCGUGCCAACCCUUCGGCGCCCCCCAACGACGCGACUGCGGCUCUCCAAGCACAGGACCCAGCGAUCGCCGCCGUCAGCCGCACCUCGAGUCCUGCGAUGCCAUCGAUGCCGGGGACGCCGUCGCGUGGGGUCGCCGAUGGCGCCGACGCCGGGACCUCUGCCGAGCCAGAUGCCGGCCCUGGCGCAGGUGGCGAGAACAUUCUCCACCAGUUCCUCCGCGGCCGCUCGACGCCUCGACGGGUGCCCGAUGGCAUCAACAAGACCGGCCUUAGCGACUGGGACGGAGAGGCGAGCCCAGUCCGUCCCAGCCGAGGCUCCAAGGAUCGCGGUACGUCUCAGCAGCGGUCCAACUCGGACGAGGCCGCGGACAAAGACCCAGGCAGCGCUCUGGCGACCGCCAAGCUCAGCACCAAGAAGAAGGAGGCUCUCGGGCAGGUGCCCUGCAAAUUCUUCCGCAGCAACGGCUGCUCGGCCGGCAGCUCCUGCCCGUUUGCCCACACGCUGCCCGGCGAUGGCCAGCAGAAGGCGACGUGUCAGUGGUUCCUGAAGGGGAGCUGCCGCUUCGGACACAAGUGCGCGCUGGCCCACGUGCUGCCAGGACAACCGAUGAGCAUGGAUCGCAAAAAUAAAAGAGCAGCGCAGCAUGGACAGCCGCUGCCGCAAGCGCCGACGCAGACGGUUCAGCCAACUAGCGCCAGCAGCGGAUCGCAGCAGGCCUCAAACAGGGCGCAGCAGAAUGGCCUCGCCCAGCAUCCAAUUCCCUCUCAGCUGCAGACUUCCCGUCAGCAGAUGUCAGACCCUCAGCAGCCUCACUCCCAAUUCUCGCAGCAGCAGCCGACCUCAUCUCCUUCCUACCUCCAGCAGCAGCACCACACGCCCCAGCCUCCGGGUCAGCGGCAGUCGUACCAGCAGCAGCCAACGAUGCUGUCGGAUGCGGCGCGCCAGCAAGUGCACUCGUUCAGCGGGCGAGACCACGAGCUGCCGUUUGGCUUACCCGACGACCUGCAAGCCGUCUCGCCACCGCCAAACAGUGCAACCCGUUCCCUUCUAGACACGCUCAACGGACCGACUGCGGAGCGCAGCAAAGAGGCUCUUGUCACGCCGCAGCACCGUGCGAACCUUCUGAGCGAGCUCAACAACGCCGGAUCGCUCAGCUCCUCGCAAAGACCGCUGGCCGUUCCAGGCACCACGGCGUCCUCAAGCUUUGGCGCCGCGCACCCAGGUCAUGGCGGCCUGAGCCUCGGCAGCCCGCCCGCAGCUAGGGCUUUCGGCACAAGCCCGUUCAGUCACCCAGGGGGACACGGUCUCUUCUUCAGCGGCAGCCAGGACUCGGAAGGGGGUGCUGGCCCCUUUGCGCGGACCGGGCGCGAUGCAAUGUUCGGGGCGCGCAGCAUGGGCCGGAUCGACGACGCUGGCACCAAGGCCAAGUGGUGGAGCAGCCUUGGCGGCGCCGGGCCAAAGGAGGAAGAAGACGAUGACGUUGACAACGACGGCACCGGAGCCGAAGACUUCCUACCGUCGAGCCUAUCGGACCUCCUCACCCCUGCCGAGCUGGAGCGGCGGCGUCGCAACUCGCAAAUGUCGACCUCGCUUGGCGCUGGUGCCAGGGAGGGUCGGGUCAUGCCGCAGAGCCUCCCGGCCCAGGCCGGCGUUGUGCUGGGUAGCAGCUUCAAUGAGGCUGGCCUUGGCUACGGGCGGCGUGCCAUUGGGGCUGAGCGAGGCCCUCGCGAUCCCGCCAGGACCGGCAACAUUUCCACCGGCUUCCUUCAGCGAAGUCAGGGCGAUGUGGACGAUGUGCAUGGUCCUCGGCCGCCCGGCGAGCGUCGCUUCUCUUCUGGACUCGACGGCAUCGCGCUGAACGAAGGUGCGGUGGCUUCGAGCCCGGGACGCGCGGCACUCCACGCACCCGGGCAGAGCCUGCCGCAGGGCCUGGCCGCAGGGCUGAGCCGGCUUCACCUGGCGGCCGGCCGUACUCCCGAUCAGGGCAACCUUGGCGUCGGAAGCGGCAGUAACAUCGGCCACCUUUCCGCUAACGCUGCUGGAUCUGCAUCGCAGCAUGCGCAGCCCGGUAACCCUCGGAACCUGGGAGCCCAUCUCAACGGCGACUACGAGCUUGGCCCGACCGCUCCAUCAUCGGUUCUCCCUCACCGCAGCCCGCUCGGCAUGGCCAUUGGCAGUGGCAGCGGGCGGCUCAGCGGCGCCUUUGGCUCCCCGGGCACCAUCGGGUCUGGCGCUCAUUUCUCGCCGUCGUCGUUUGGCGCCCAGCGCCGCACAUUUGGCGGCGAGCCCGCGUCGAUGGAGAGCGACAGCGCAAAGCACCAGCACGCCGUUGGCGCGGGUUCCGGCGUAUCUGUUGCCAUCGGGACCGGAGCCGGGCCCGGUCGGCCGCAUCAGCAUCCCGGCAUGCAGCGCCUGCGCCCGUCGUCGUCGAGCAUCACGCCGCACAGCCCGCUCACACUGCCAGAGUUCACCCACGAGGAGGUCGAGGAGGAGGCCAUCUUCGAGCUCGAAUGA
This is a messenger RNA of Pseudozyma flocculosa PF-1, 3996 nucleotides long. RefSeq lists its product as uncharacterized. Lineage: Eukaryota; Fungi; Basidiomycota; Ustilaginomycetes; Ustilaginales; Ustilaginaceae. The transcript has 2 exons. Gene Ontology annotation, molecular function: protein binding; metal ion binding. Bases 1 to 3996 code for a protein of 1331 amino acids. The record is from RefSeq and is a predicted model, not a curated record.